UCAAUUUGAAAAAUCUGUUUUUCUGUUUUUGUUUUUGUUCAAUAAAAUUGAAUUUUUUGAUUUUUCAUUAUGUUAUUUAAAUCUUUGUAUUUUAUUAGAUGCCAAAUUUCAAAUAAUUUAAGGCUGCCAUGCAGUUUACAGCAACAAUUUUUUCAUACUGCAAAACCGUUGGCUCAUAAGUGGAGUUUAAGUGAAUAUCGUAAAGGAGCUCCUAGACGGGAUGAUGGAACAGCAGGGCUACCAGUGGACUUUUAUGGAGAAAAAGUGAUCGACUAUCCAUCCGUUGAUACUCCAACUACUUUGUUCAACGGAAUCCCAUAUGAGUCACUUCCACGACUGUCCAUAACUUGUACUAAAAACAAUACCAAGCUGUCUUUAUGGGACUCCAAAAACACUCCUAUGGGUAAAAAGUCUUGUUAUACUGAAGGUUUUAAAGGAUCUAAGAAAGGAACCACAGUUGCCGCUCAAGCUGCAGCAUUGGCUAUGUGCAAGUUGCUCAAGUUAUUGGACACUACCACUGUAAAGGUCAUUAUGAGAGGCCUUGGACCUGGGCGAAUGCCUUCAAUACAAGUCCUGGAAAAACAAGGCAUCAAUGUAGUUUCCAUAACAGAUACCACUGACUAUGUUGUUACUAAAACAGCUAGGCCAAAGAAAGCUCGGAGAACAUAGGCUGAAAUGGACUGCAUUUCGUCAUCUUAACUGGUGGCCAAUUUUGUUAUACUAGUUUCGAAGUAGAAUUAAAGUUUAUUAUCUUCUGAUGGACUAUA
Tetranychus urticae (two-spotted spider mite) is the source of this 767-nucleotide messenger RNA. It is a transcript of the gene mRpS11, whose product is annotated as mitochondrial ribosomal protein S11. Lineage: Eukaryota; Metazoa; Arthropoda; Arachnida; Trombidiformes; Tetranychidae. The record is from RefSeq and is a predicted model, not a curated record. Gene Ontology annotation, molecular function: structural constituent of ribosome. Gene Ontology annotation, cellular component: ribosome. Gene Ontology annotation, biological process: translation.